Onychomys torridus (southern grasshopper mouse) is the source of this 858-nucleotide messenger RNA. Its product is annotated as GLIPR1-like protein 1. Gene Ontology annotation, cellular component: extracellular region. NCBI's taxonomy places the organism in Eukaryota, Metazoa, Chordata, Mammalia, Rodentia, Cricetidae. The coding region runs from base 1 to 858 and encodes 285 amino acids. The record is from RefSeq and is a predicted model, not a curated record. The transcript has 5 exons.
AUGGUCCUGAUGAAGAAACUUAAUUGUUUCUGGACAGUAGGUCUAUGUUUGGUAGCCAGCAAACUUUCCAAGGCAUUGGUCAAAACCCCCAGGGUGCCAUCUAUCUAUGACUCAAAAUUUAUACAGGAGGUUGUCAACAGCCAUAAUGAACUUCGAAGCAAGGUCAACCCCUCGGCAGCCAAUAUGAACUACUUGAUUUGGGAAAAGGACUUUGCAAAACUGGCCAAAGCAUGGAGUAAAAACUGCAAAUAUUCCCAUAAUCCCUGUUUAAGCAGACGAUAUGGAUGUGUUGAGGGUUAUGACUUUCUUGGAGAAAAUAUGUAUUUAGGUAAAAUAGAAGUUACACCAAAGGAAAUUAUUUCUUUUUGGUAUAAUGAAAGUCAAUAUUAUAAUUUUGAGACUAUGACCUGUUCUAGAGCUUGUGGCCAUUAUACACAGGUAGUUUGGGCCAAUUCACUUAAAGUUGGAUGUGCACUUUCAAAUUGUCCAAAUCUGAUGGGAACUUCAACUGCGCUAUUUUUUUGUAAUUAUUCACCACGAGGAAAUGAAAACAAUUCCAGUCCUUACAUAAAAGGAGAAUCCUGCUCCAAGUGUACAACAAAUGACUGCUUCAAUAAUCUCUGCCCUUCAUACCUCUAUACCAUCCAAUCUGAUUAUUCUAUAUCCCUGCAUUCUCCCCCUCAUCCCUGCCAAACUAUUCUCAUUCCCACCACUUCCUCUCACUGUGCAGCCAACAACCCUCUUCAGUUCCCGACCCUUCGCCUCCUGAGCACUGGGAUUGCAGAUAUGAACAGCCAUGCCUGUUUUAUACUGGCACAAGGGUCAAAAUGCAUUGUAGGCAAGCCCUGGACCCAGUGA